CGCUCUAAAAGAUUUAUAGAUAAAUGCAGUUCCCGGUGAAAAUAGAUAAAUGCCAGUGCACAUUUACACGGUGCACAUUUCAAUAGACGCAACCGCAUAAGCCGGACAUCGGUCCACAUACAGGGGACACCCGCGGUUUUCCAACAAGAUGCAGUGCCGCGGUAUUGUCCUUUUGUGUUUUUGUGUGCUCUCUGCUUCGGCUGACACCUUCGGCGCCAGCCUGAGGCUGCUGGGCAAGGUGUACGACAACUGUGAGCACUCCCAGGAGAUAGUUAAGUGUUUGAAGAUACAGGCCACCAAGUUAGCGGACAGGGCGGCGAGGGCCGACUCACUGCCCAUCCUCGAUGGGAUCACAUUAGUGAAACGACCUGAAGCUGGUAGGGCAUCACCUAAUGCUCUGCCUGAAGAUGAAGACCUUGAAUCACUACCGUCAGAUAAAAUUGAUAAAUACCUACAGCUUGCUACCACAAAGUUGAUGCAGACACACCGAGUCUUCAUCUCUCCAAUGGAUGUUGGUGAUGACGUCGGCCGAUCCCUGGAUGAAGCUAGGGGUAAACUGAAGAAGAUGAUAGGUCCCAUACUUGCCGGGGUUGCGGUCAAAGGUGGAUUUCUGAUGAUGGCAUUCAACGCGAUUGCGCUCAUUGCUGGAAAGGCUUUACUUAUCGGUAAGAUAGCUUUGUUGCUUUCGGCGAUCAUCGGUUUAAAGAAGUUAGUUGCUGGUGGAGAGUCCCAUGAGAAGACUACGUACGAGAUCGUGAAGCAUCCUCAGGUGUCUCAGAGCCACACAUACUCGUCGUCUCACUACGGCAGCGACUUCGACGCCACAGGUCCUGGAGGUCACUACAGGAGGAGCGUGGAGGACGAAGCCGCUGCACAGGACAGGGCCUACAAAGCCUAUGCCAAGAAGCAGUAGGUUUUAGAUAAUACAACAGGCUUACGACUCCAUAGUUUUACAAAAUUCACAACGACACGGCAUUUUUAUUUGCACAUUAAUAGCCCAAAACGGUGUUUUGGACCUUGCAAAGAAAUAAUGUUUAACCAACAAUGAUAUUUUAUUGUGCUUAUUUAAACGACACUAGGUAAUUAAUUUAAAAGUUAUUGUUUAAGUAUUUAUUCGCUAGAUUAGUCCCAUGUUUAUUUAUUAUUAUUAUUUAUUCAAUGCGUAAUAAUGAUCAUAUCAAAGUUAUUUAAAUGUUAUUAUGUAAAUAAGAUUGCGAACGCGAUUUUUGAAUGUGUGUAUGUAUGUUCAGUACAUUAGUUAUAUAGGGUUAUGUAAUCGGACGCACCAAAUAAUAAUAAAUAAUGCUAAUAACAAUAUUAUAAUUAUACAAAUAAUAAUUUAUUAUAAUCAUGGAUUAAUCAUAACAUAAUCAUAAGACUUUUAGGCUAGUCGACGGGUACUGUGCAUUUCUGUUUUCUACGUUUGUCCAAUUUUGUAAAAAUAGCGGUAAGGUUAAUGAAUAAGUUACUUUAUUAUUAUAUGUAUACGGUGCUGUUUAGAGUAAGUAGUUAAAUACUGGCUAUCCUUUAAAAUAACAUCUUGAUGUAGAUCAUCAGCGAGGUGGUUACGCGAGUACCUUUUAUUUAUUUAUUUUGUAAUCAGAAAUAAUAAUUGCGUACUAUAAUAACCCUGUUAUAUUAUUAGGUUAAUUAUAUUAUUAUUAUUUAAUUAUAAGUUAUAAUGAUGAUGAAAAAUAUUCUUAAAAGAGACCAACGAAUGACGACUGAAAGAAAAUUUUAUAAAACUGAAUGUUUGUUUUAUUUUUUAAUUGGGGU
Spodoptera litura is the source of this 1776-nucleotide messenger RNA. Its product is annotated as Osiris 11. The record is from RefSeq and is a predicted model, not a curated record. Gene Ontology annotation, cellular component: membrane. NCBI's taxonomy places the organism in Eukaryota, Metazoa, Arthropoda, Insecta, Lepidoptera, Noctuidae.